This is a messenger RNA of Amphimedon queenslandica, 481 nucleotides long. RefSeq names its product dynein light chain 4, axonemal-like. Bases 33 to 401 code for a protein of 122 amino acids. Gene Ontology annotation, cellular component: dynein complex. Lineage: Eukaryota; Metazoa; Porifera; Demospongiae; Haplosclerida; Niphatidae. The transcript has 3 exons. Gene Ontology annotation, biological process: microtubule-based process. The record is from RefSeq and is a predicted model, not a curated record.
UUGUUGCCCUAGUAACCCACCCUACAAACAAAAUGGCGGAAGAGGAAGCUGGAGGAGCUGCUGGUGGAGAAGCUGCUGCCCCGACUGGAGGAGAAGCAACCUCUGCCGGUGGAUAUGAUUAUAGAAAAGUUCAUAACUACCCACUGAUUAAGUUCUCAGACAUGAAUGAAGAAAUGAGAGUGGAGGCUAUGGAGCUCUGUGUAACAGCAUGCGAGAAACACGCAAGCUCUAACGAGGCUGCUGCAAAGAUGAUAAAAGAGACUAUGGAUAAGAAGUUUGGUGCUUCCUGGCACGCUGUGGUUGGAGAGGGCUACGGGUUUGAAGUGACUCACGAAGUAAAGAACAUGAUGUACAUGUUCUUUGGUGGGACUAUGGCAAUAUGCUUAUGGAAAUGUGCUUGACUUAACAUGCAUACACUACACACAUACAUAAAUAAAUCAGUUAUGAUACUAAGUGUUUUUUCUCUUGUGAAAAUCAGUGG